Molecule: messenger RNA, 16466 nt
Organism: Cuculus canorus (common cuckoo)
Lineage: Eukaryota; Metazoa; Chordata; Aves; Cuculiformes; Cuculidae
Gene: VPS13B
Product: vacuolar protein sorting 13 homolog B
Exons: 62
Coding region: 125-12205 (4026 amino acids)
Source: RefSeq, a predicted model, not a curated record
GGUGCUGCCGCUCGAUGCUUCCCGAGGCGGCGGACGCGGGAGGAGCGCACACACGCGCCGGAGAACCCGGAAGUGCCCAGUGGGGGGUGGCAGUGCUGGACCUGUCACGCGGGAACCUUGCAGGAUGCUGGAGUCCUAUGUAACUCCUAUUUUGAUGAGUUAUGUGAAUCGCUACAUAAAGAACUUGAAGCCUUCAGAUCUGCAGUUGUCACUCUGGGGAGGAGAUGUUGUGCUUAGUAAGCUUGAAUUAAAGUUGGAUGUACUUGAACAGGAGCUGAAGCUACCAUUUACUUUUUUAAGUGGGCACAUUCAUGAACUUCGGAUUCAUGUGCCAUGGACAAAAUUGGGGUCAGAACCAGUUGUCAUCACUAUCAAUACAAUGGAAUGCAUCUUGAAACUAAAGGAUGGAGCUCAGGAAGACCACGAAAGUUGUGGUUCCAGUUCAACAAACCGCAGUGCCACAGAAAGCAUGAAAACAGCCGUAAAACCACGACGGGUUCAACAGUCUGCCUCUCCUGACCCUGACUUACCUCCAGGUUAUGUUCAGAGCUUGAUUAGGCGCGUUGUAAACAAUGUCAACAUUGUGAUCAACAAUCUCAUAUUAAAAUACGUGGAGGAUGAUAUUGUUCUCUCAGUCAAUAUUACUUCUGCAGAAUGCUAUACAGUGGAUGAGUUUUGGGAUCGAGCAUUCAUGGACAUCUCUGCCACAGAUCUGGUACUGAGAAAGAUGAUCAACUUUUCUGACUGCACAGUGUGUCUUGAUAAGAGAAAUGCUAGUGGUAAAAUUGAAUUUUACCAGGAACCUCUGCUGUACAAAUGUUCUUUCAGGACUCGUCUGCAUUUUACUUAUGAUAACCUCAACUCCAAAAUGCCAUCUAUUAUUAAAAUCCACACAUUAGUUGAGAGUUUGAAACUUUCAAUCUCUGAUCAGCAGCUUCCUAUGUUUAUACGUAUAAUGCAGCUUGGGAUUGCUCUUUAUUAUGGAGAAAUAGGCAACUUCAAAGACGGCGAAGGUGAAGAUUUGAUAUGCCAUCCUAAAGAUGGAAAUAUCACAGGCACAGAAGACGAAUCAAGCUCAGUGAUGCAAUAUCCAGCACAGUAUAUUAAUCAAGAUACUUAUUUACAUCAAGAUGAUGACCAGCAGCAAGGUUGGGUUUCUUGGGCCUGGUCUUUUGUUCCUGCUAUUGUGAGUUAUGAUGAAGAGAACGAUUCUAGCGGAACUGAUGAUGGAACGAUGCUACACCAGCAGAAAUCUCAGUCCGUCAAGGAUCCUAUUGUUUCGGUUGGGUUUUACUGUACAAAGGCUACAGUGACUUUUAAGCUCACUGAAAUGCAAGCCGAAAGUAGUUAUUACAGCCCUCAGAAAGUAAAAUCCAAAGAAGUUAUAUGUUGGGAACAAGAAGGAACCACGGUUGAGGUCCUUAUGAAAGGUGAACUUUUCUUUGAUUGCCAAAUAGGUUUUGUUGGUUGCCAAGCUAUGUGCCUUAAAGGAAUUAUGGGAAUUAAAGACUUUGAAGAGAACAUGAAUAGGAGUGAUGAUGAAGCCUACUUCUUUAAUUGCGGAGAAAAUUUGAGUGCAAAAGGGAUGACGUACCUUACGAAUUCACUAUUUGAUUACAGAAGUCCAGAAAAUAAUAGUAUUCGUGCGGAAUUUAUAUUGGAUGCAGCUCAUCAUAAGGAGACGUACACAGAGAUAGCUGGAAUGCAGAGGUUUGGGGCUUUCUACAUGGAUUACUUGUACACAAUGGAAAGCACCAGUGGCAAAGUUUCUGGAAAUCAGCAAGACUUUUCUUCAGUAAAGAGUGAAGAUGUUGGAAAUGUUCAGGAGAUGUCUACAAAAAGCCUUAUUGUGGGCCCACUCAAUCUUCGAUUGGAUAGCAGUGCGGUACACCGGAUAAUGAAAAUGAUAGUUUGUGCUCUGGAACAUGAAUAUGAACCAUACAGCAGAACUAAGCCAGAUGUUAUGGAUGGAAAUAGAACUAUGCCAAGCUCAGAAGAAGUAUCGUUAUUGGAGGAAUACAUUCCCACUCGACUUACAACGUUCACUGUUCUAAAGUGUACCAUUAUAAUCCCUGUGGCAGAAUUCAAUUUACUGGACCAGCUGAUGCCUAUAAUCAAGGGUGAGAAGAACUUAAGUGGACUGUUAAAUGCUGCAAGUUUCCAGCCCUUACGGCCUUUACCUUCCAUCCGAAUUUUGGUGGAUAAGGUUAACCUGGAGCAUUCGGUGCCGAUGUAUGCUGAACAACUGGUGCACGUGGUCAGCAGCCUUGGCCAGCCGUCUGACAACCUGCUUCAUUACUGUUACUCACACUGCUAUCUGAAGAUCUUUGGUUUUCAAGCAGCACUGACUUCUUUGGACAGUAAAGGAUUGUACUGCUUCCCUGUUCCAGUUAUCCCCUCGUUCAGUACUGCUAUUUAUGGCAAGCUGAUCAAGUUUCAAAAAUAUUGGUCGAAGAGAGCUCAAGUCCCACUAACAGAAUGCAUAUUUGAGCUUCCUAAUUUGACAGUUCAAGCAACUAGAGCUCAAACCCUCCUGCUUCAAAGUAUUUAUCAGAGCUGGUGUCAUCCUGCUGGAAAUGUCAGUCCGGUGGUGGUAAAUGAAGCUUUACUGAAUGAGGUUUUCCAAACUUCAGGUGUGAAAUCUAAGAAUCCCCUGCCAACUCUUGAGGGCUCCAUCCAGAACGUUGAAUUGAAGUACUGCAGCACAUCAUUGGUCAAAUGUGCCUCUGGGACCGUGGGAUCAAUAAAAAUUUGUGCCAAAGCCCCAGGUGAUGGUGGAAAGGAAAAGCUGAUUCCUUUAAUUCAAGGCCCUUCUGACACCAGGGACUUACACAGCAGCAAAUGGCUCAAUGAGAGCAGAAAGCCAGAAUCUCUUUUAGCUCCAGAUUUGGUGGCCUUUACAGUCCAAAUUCCACAGUAUAUGGACUACUGCCAUAAUUCUGGUGCAGUACUCUUGUCCAGCAUACAAGGUUUAGCAAUUAAUGUUGAUCCAGUCCUGUAUGCUUGGCUUAUCUAUCAGCCUCAGAGACGAGCUAGUAGACACAUUCAGCAGCAGUCUGUAGGAACUCUUCCACUUGGAGUGUCCGUAACUCGAAAAAAAGAGGAUGAAGUAUCAGUUGGAAGUGCACCUUUGGCAAGGCAGCAGUCAAAUCAAGCCUCUGAGUAUGCCAGCAGUCCUGUCAAAACAAAAACAGUUACAGAAUCUCGUCCUUUGUCACUUCCUGUGAAAACCAUGCUGAACUCAUCUGAAAGCUGCAGAAGUCCCGAAGAAAGAAUGAAGGAAUUUAUUGGAAUAGUGUGGAAUGCAGUUAAGCGCCUUACACUUCAGCUUGAAGUCCAAUCUUGUUGUGUAUUCCUUCCGAAUGAUAGCCUGCCUUCCCCAAGUACUAUUGUAUCAGGUGACAUUCCUGGGACUGUGCGAAGCUGGUACCAUGGGCAGGCCAGUAUGCCUGGCACACUUGUUGUCUGCUUGCCCCAGGUAAAGAUUAUGAGUGCUGGACACAAACACAUGGAACCGUUGCAGGAAAUCCCAUUUGUUGUACUGAAACCCAUCCUGGAAGAAGGUGAUGCUUUUCCAUGGACUAUUAGUCUCCAUCAUUUCAGUAUCUAUACCCUUCUUGGACAACAGAUGACACUUAAUUUAGUGGAACCAAUGGGCUGUACUUCUACUUUAGCUGUUACUUCACAGAAACUGCUUGCAUCGGGGCCGGAAUCGAGACACUCAUUUGUUGUCUGCCUCCAUGUUGACCUUGAGUCCCUUGAAAUAAAAUGCUCCAACCCCCAGGUGCAGCUUCUGUAUGAACUGGCUGAGAGCACAAGUAAAGUUUGGAAUAAAAUACAAAGGAAAGGAAUUCUGUAUCAAUCUUCUGUCUAUUCUGAAACCAUGACAGGACCUGCUCCACCUAGCUCUCCAGUUAAAAGUAGUAUUGGUACUGCUCUACCAGACACCAGCACAUACAGCCCAUCUGCUGACAUCGGGACCACCACAGAGGGUGAUUCUCUUCAGGGUGGUGAUGAUUCUCCAUUCUCAGACUCCAUUACACUGGAACAAACAACAAGUAAUAUUGGAGUUUCAAGUGGACGUGUCAGCCUAUGGAUGCAGUGGAUGUUGCCAAAAAUUACCAUAAAAUUAUUUGCUCCUGAUCCCAGAAAUAAUGGCACAGAAGUUUGUGUUGUCAGUGAAUUAGAAGAUCUCAGUGCCUCAGUUGAUAUGCAGGAUGUUUAUACCAAAAUCAAAUGUAAAAUAGAAAGCUUCAAUAUUGACCAUUACAGGAACAGCCUUGGGGAAGAUUCUUGGUCUCUGGGGCAGUAUGGAGGUGUGUUCCUUUCCUGUACUGACAAGCUGAACAGACGUACCUUGCUGGUUCGACCCGUCAGCAAGCAGGACCCUUUCAGUAAUUUCUCUGGCUUCUUUCCUUCUACAACUGCAAAACUUUUAGAUGGCUCACACCAACAACAUGGAUUUCUUUCUCUUACUUAUACCAAAGCUGUAACGAAAAAUGUCCGGCACAAACUCAUAUCGAGGAAUGAGAGAAGAACAUUCUAUACACUAUCAGAAGGUCACACUGAUGGUUCUCCUCACUUUCUUCAUGAGAUCCUUCUUUCUGCUCAGGCCUUUGAUGUGGUCCUCUGUUUUCCUUUGCUUAAUGCAAUUGCAAGCAUUUUUCAAGCCAGGUUGCUGAGGAGUCAAAAGGAAAAAAGAAAAUCACCAGGUCAACCUAUGAGGACUCAUGCUCUAACUUCCCGCAACUUGCCUCUGAUUUAUAUCAACACUGGUGUAAUAAGAGUCUUCUUUCCCAAAAAUGAGGAAGAUCGUCAUACAGCAGAAGCUAAUCCAGCAAUUAAAGAAGACACAUUGGUUCUCAAGGUUGGAUCUGUCUCUAUGGCUCCUCAGGCUGACAACCCUCUUAGUAGGGCUGUGCUCAGAAAAGACAUUUAUCAGAGAGCAUUGAAUCUAGGAAUACUUCGAGACCCUGGGUCAGAGGUUGAAGACAGACAAUAUCAAAUAGAUCUUCAGUCUAUAAACAUUGGUACUGCUCAUUGGAAUCAGUUGAAACCAGAGAAGGACAAUGGAAAAGGAGGAGUUUUGACAGAAAAUGAAAGAAAUUCUCAAAAUCCAGCACUUGAAUGGAACAUGGCCAGUAGCAUAAGGCGGCAUCAGGAGAGGAGAGCAAUUUUAACUCCAAUUUUAACAGAUUUCACAGUUCGAAUAACUGCAGCUCCGGCAAUUAUUUUUACCAAAAUUGAUGCUACAGAGAAUUUACACCCAGAGGAAAUUCUGGUGUGUGGUCAUUCUUUGGAGGUGAAUGUAACAACAAACCUGGAUUUCUUCCUCAGUGUCGCUCAAGUACAACUUCUUCAGCAGCUGAUACAAGCCAAUAUGUUUGGUGUGGAACCUUCCAGUAGCAGCACUGAGGUUUCCAAGCAAGAGCAGAAAAAAAUGGAUGUUUGUGAUGGAGGAACAGUUGAGACUUCUUCCCGUUACAGCGGGGCACAGGACAGUGGAAUUGGCAGUGACAGUGUUAAGAUCAGAAUCGUUCAGAUUGAGCAGCACAGUGGUACCAGCCAGUAUCGUAUUGCCCGUCCUUCCCACCAGUCUUCCAUCGUGAAGAAUCUCAAUUUCAUUCCCUUUGAUAUUUUUGUUACAGCAAGUCGAAUCUCCUUGAUGACUUACUCGUGCAUUGCCUUACCUAAAUCAAAAUCAGUACAAGAGCAGAAAGACGGUGAGAAAAUAAGCAAAAGCUCCUUGAACCUUCCAGAAGCGGGCUCAGGUGGCAGCCAGGAUACUAAGAAGCCCAGCCAGCCAUGUAUUUCUUCCGUCACAGCAGAUGAUCUUCUUAACAGUAAUGUUCCUCCGUCUACUGGAAGAAAAACAGGUCUUUUGUCACUAGAAAGUCUUCAUGCUUCCACAAGAUCAUCUGCUCGACAAGCCCUCGGUAUAACUAUUGUUCGGCAGCCUGGUCGCAGGGGAACCGGAGACAUAGAGCUACAGCCGUUUCUCUACCUUGUUGUAUCACAGCCCUCUGUGCUGCUGAGCUGCCACCACAGAAAGCAAAAGGUAGAGAUAUCAGUGUUCGAUGCUGGUCUUAAAGGAGUAGCCCCUGACUACAAGUGUACAGAUCCUGGGAAGACUCUACCAGAAGCUCUGGAUUAUUGCAAAGUUUGGUUGCAGACAGUCAGCAGGAGAGGGAGAUGCAAAAAGUGGUAUUUCCACCUCCUCUUAUCACUGUGCAGAUUAAAGACGUUCCUUAAUGGACCAGCUGACAUAAAUGUGGACAUAUCAAAACCUUUGAAAGCAAACCUCAGUUUUGUCAGACUUGAUCAAAUAAACCAGUUUUUGAAGAAAAUCAUAACUACAACUGGUGAUGAGCCCAAGAAGGAGCCUGCCCCAUCAGCUGACACUGUUUCAGAUGAGGAUGUCACUUCGAUAACCAAGUACCUCAGUACAAAGGAUUCACUACAUGCAGUGCAAAAGACUUCAGUACAGGAAAACUUGUGGCAAGUCCUUUCCUGCUUCCAGAAAAUUUCCAUUCACACUGUUCAAAUCGUUGUUUCAAUGGAAACCAUCCCGCAUCCUAGUAAACCUUGUUUGAUUCUCUCUUUAUCAAGUCUCAGUGGGAGCCUGAAUAUUAAAAGUGGACGUAAAACUGCAGGAAUCCAUGGAUCAUGUUUUGUCCUUGACAUAAAAGAUUUGCUACUUAAAACCAGUCUCAAAGAAAGAGCCAGAUCUCUGAUGGGCCCUUUUUGCUGCUCUGUUAAUGUGGAAGCCAAGUGGUGUAAGCACAGUGGCGAUCCUGGCCCAGAGCAGUCUAUUCCAAAAAUACACAUCGAUUUGAGAGGAGGACUCUUGCAGGUUUUCUGGGGUCAAGAGCAUUUGAACUGUUUAGUUCUUCUCCAGGAGCUUCUGUGGCAGUAUCUUACUAAAAGGGGCAGUGCAGAGACAUUUUUACCUGAGCAUACAAACCCCACUUGUUUUUCUAUGGAAAGGAAUCAGGCCACAAAAACUGAGCAUACCUCGGAUGAUUUGAGAACAGGCCUGUUCCAGUAUAUACAAGAUGCAGAAGCACAGAAACUGCCUGGUGCCUAUGAAGUUGUAUUUUACAAUGAAACUGAAGAUAGUCCAGGAAUGAUGUUGUGGAGAUACCCAGAACCCAGAGUGCUCACACUUGUGAGAAUUAACCCUGUUCCUUUUAAUACCACUGAAGACCCAGAUAUUAGCACAGCUGACCUUGGAGAUGUACUUCAGAUUCCUUGCAGUUUGGAGUACUGGGAUGAGCUUCAGAAAUCAUUUGUUGCAUUCCGAGAAUUCAGUCUAUCAGAAAGCAAAGUCUGUGAACUACAGCUGCCCAGUGUCAACCUUGUGAAUGAUCAGAAAGAGCUCAUAGCCUCCGAUCUGUGGCGGAUUGUCCUAAACAGCAAUCAGAAUGUGGCGGAUGACCAAAGCUCAGAAAGUGAAUCUGGCUCGCAAAGUGCGUGUGAUCAGCUAGUAACCCCUACAGCAUUGGCAGCCUGUACCAGAGUGGACUCCUGUUUUACUCCUUGGUUUGUGCCAUCACUGAGUGUGUUGAUACAAUUUACUUAUUUGGAAGUCCACCUCUGCCAUCAUCUUGAUCAAUUAGGCACAGCACCACCAAAGUUUCUUCAGCCAUUUUUAUCUGAUAAAAACAUGCCAUCUGAACUCGAAUACAUGAUAAUUUCCUUUGACGAGCCUCAUUUAUAUCUUCGUCGGUGGAGCGAUGAGUCGAUGUUCCAGGAGAUCCAGUUUUCAACUCAAGCUGACUGUAAACUUUUGGAGUGUCGAAAUGUGACUAUGCAGAGUGUUGUAAAACCGUUCAAAAUCUGGGGGCAGAUUGCUAUUUCCAGCAGUGCAGUAGGAAGCCUCUUGGACUACACGAUAAUGGUGGACCCCAUUUUCAUCAACUUUGGUCAAUAUGCACUUCACUCUCUGAAUACAGCAAUUCAGGCUUGGCAGCAGAACCAAUGCCCAGAGGCAGAGGAGUUGGUCUUCAGCCAUUUUGUGAUCUGUAAUGACACACAAGAGACACUGCGGUUUGGCCAGGUGGAUACCGAUGAAAAUAUUUUGCUGGCUAGUCUCCACAGUCACCAGUACAGCUGGCGCUCUCACAAGUCCUCACAGCUGCUACACAUCUGUAUUGAAGGCUGGGGAAACUGGCGGUGGUCUGAACCAUUCAGUGUGGACAAUACAGGGACCUUUAUUCGUACCAUUCAGUACAAGGGCAGGACAGCAUCACUUAUUAUCAAGGUUCAACAGCUCAGUGGAGUGCAAAAGCAAAUCCUAAUCUGCGGAAGACAGACAGUCUGUAGUUACCUUUCCGAAAGUAUUGAACUGAAAGUGGUUCAGCAUUAUAUUAGUCAGGAUGGAGAAGCCGUUGUUAAAGAACACAUCAACUGCCUUGCAGCCAAGCAGAAACUGCCUUCAUACAUCCUAGAGAACAAUGAGCUCACUGAGCUGAGUGUGAAAGCUACAGGAGAUGAAGACUGGUCUCGAGAUGUAUGUCUAAGUUCUAAACAUACAGAACACAGCACUGUCAUUCAGGUACCAUCUUCAAAGAGUUCAAUUACAUUUGUGUGGUGCACAAUUUUGACUUUAGAACCCAACUCUCAUGUGCAACAACGAUUAAUUGUUUUCAGCCCUCUUUUCAUUGUAAGGAGCCAUCUUCCAGACCCAAUUAUCAUACAUUUAGAGAAAAGGAGUCUGGGAUUGAAUGAAACACAAGUGAUUCCAGGGAAAGGACAGGAGAAAGCAUUGCAAAAUAUAGAACCUGAUCUUACACACCACCUGACAUUUCAAGCCAGGGAGGAAGAUGAUCCAUCAGAGUGUGCAGUCCCUAUCUCAACUACGCUAAUUAAACAGAUAGCGACUAAAUCCCAUCCAGACGUCAAUGUCAACCAAAUUCUGUCCGAGUUUUAUGGCACUGCUAAUCCUCCUCAGCCUGCGUGGCCGUAUAAUAGGAAGGAAUCAGACAGCAGUGAACAACUGUCCCAGUGGGAUAGCCCAAUGCGGGUAAAGCUAUCAGUGUGGAAACCAUGUGUUAAAACUCUGCUGAUAGAACUCCUGCCCUGGGCUUUGCUUAUCAAUCAGUCCAAGUGGGAUCUCUGGCUGUUUGAAGGAGAGAAGAUUGUUCUUCAAGUACCUACUGGGAAAGUAAUUAUACCUCCCAACUUCAAGGAAGCUUUUCAGGUUGGAAUAUACUGGGCAAACACUAAUACCGUACACAAAUCAGUGGCAAUUAAACUGGCUCAUAAUGUAACCUCCCCAAAAUGGAAGGAUGCCGAUAACGGGGAAGUAGUAACAUUGGAUGAAGAAGGUUUUGUUGAAGCAGAAGUAAAACUUGGUGCCUUCCCAGGUCAUCAAAAGUUGUGUCAGUUCUGCAUUUCUUCUAUGGUUCGACAAGGUAUACAAAUUCUACAGAUAGAAGAUAAAACAACAAUAAUCAAUGAUACAUCAUAUCAAAUCUAUUAUAGACCACAGCUUUCCAUUUCCAAACCCCACUCAGGAGAAGAGGACUUCCAUGCACCAGACAGUACAGUGUUCAGCGUCAGUCCAGCCGGGGCACCAUCCAGCAAGACGCUGAGUGCUGUGCCCUGCUGGGACCUGAUGUCAGACACCAGUCCCUUCACUUCAGGGACACCUCUUACUGAAAAACGCUUGCAGCUGAGUUUCAGUCCAGGCAGCUGUGCUGGCAGUUGUGAGCUGUGGAGCCUACCAGCUGUCAUUAAACAGGAGUUUCCUAGACAGAGUGUGGCAGUGCCCACAGGCGUUCGUAGUGAAAGCGGAUUUUGUACCAGAGCUAUAGCUCUGACUUAUCAAGAGCAUCUUGGUGUGACGUACCUAACACUUACAGAAGAUCCUAGUCCUCGUAUAAUUAUACACAACAGGUGCUCCGUUCCAUUGCUUGUAAAAGAGAAUUUCAAAGAUACACCAAAGUUUGAAGUUUAUUGUAGAAAGAUUCCAGCUGAAUGUUCAGUUCAUCACGAACUUUACCAUCAAGUCUCCAGCUAUCCAGAUUGUAAAACAAAAGAUUUUUUGCCCAGCAUUCUUCUGAAAGUGAUAUCAUCCGAUGGAUUAGAAAAUGAAUGGAGUGAUUUUGUGGACAUCAACAAUCAAGGAACACAAAUUGUGUUCUUAACUGGUCUUGGCUAUGUUUAUGUGGAUAUUGCCCAUCGGUGUGGAACAAUAGUCAUAACCUUGGCCUCAGAAGGAAGAGCAGGACCCAUUGAGAUCAACCUCAACAGAAGUCAAGAGCAGACACUGUCACUGAAAAUGUUCAUCAGUCAGUUAAGCCUUGCUGCGUUUGAUGAUAUUACAAACCACAAAGUGUCAUCUGAACUUCUGCGUCUCACAGCAGACAACGUUUUCCUCCACAUGGCCCCAGCCAACAGCUACCUGAGACCGCUGUCGCAGGAGUUCCAGCGGGAUGCCAUGGAAAGCCUCCCACAAUUUCAUAGUCUCCAAGUCUAUUGUGAAGACUUGCAACUGGACAAUCAGUUGUACAGCAAAUCCAAUUUCCAUUUUGCAGUCCUGCUGUGCCAAGGAGAGAAAAAUGAGACUGUGCAGUGGACCAGAGUGAACAACUUCAUCGUUUGUAACAAAGAUUUGGAAAGCUAUAAGGAAAACUGCUUUAUAAAACUCUGCAUUGCUUUUUCUGAAGAAGAGAAUUUCAUGUUUCAUGUGAAUGACCUCAGCUUUGAGCUCAAACCAGCUCGGCUGUAUGUGGAAGACACCUUUGUUUACUACAUUAAGACUUUAUUUGAUACGUACCUUCCAGAAAACAAAACCGCUUGUCAAUUCACUAAUAUUUCAGAUAGUACCCUUGAACUGCCUGAACAAGUGAGAGAGCAUGCAAGAGCUUUAGUCAAGCCAGUGAAGUUGAGAAAAUUAACAAUACAACCUAUUAAUCUCCUUGUCAGUAUUCAUGCAUCAUUGAAACUGUAUAUAGCCUCAGACCACACCCCUCUCUCCUUCUCUGUGUUUGAGCGAGGACCCAUCUUCACCACUGCCAGACAACUUGUCCAUGCCUUGGCCAUGCAUUAUGCUGCUGGAGCACUUUUCAGAGCAGGCUGGGUUGUCGGAUCGUUGGAAAUUCUCGGAAGCCCAGCUAGUCUGGUGAGAAGCAUAGGGAAUGGCAUAGCUGAUUUCUUUAGGCUCCCCUACGAAGGGCUGACUAGAGGCCCAGGAGCGUUUGUCAGUGGAGUUUCCAGAGGAACAACAUCAUUUGUAAAACACAUUUCCAAAGGUACGCUGACGUCAAUUACCAAUCUGGCUACAAGUCUUGCUCGGAAUAUGGAUAGACUGUCACUGGAUGAGGAGCAUUACAACAGACAAGAAGAAUGGAGAAGGCAGCUUCCAGAGAGCCUGGGAGAAGGACUGAGACAGGGGCUCUCUCGUUUAGGCAUUAGCCUUCUAGGUGCAAUCGCUGGGAUUGUGGAUCAGCCGAUGCAGAAUUUUCAGCGAGUAUCUGAGGCCCAAGCUUCAGCCGGGCAUAAAGCCAGAGGGGUCAUCUCGGGUGUGGGGAAAGGAAUCAUGGGCGUCUUCACAAAGCCCAUUGGAGGGGCAGCCGAGCUCGUCUCCCAGACAGGUUACGGUAUUUUGCAUGGAGCUGGACUUUCUCAGCUUCCCAAGCAGCGCUCUCGUCCAAAUGAUCAACAUGUUGAGCAGGCUCCAAACAGCCACGUCAAAUAUGUCUGGAAAAUGCUGCAAUCUCUAGGAAGGCCGGAGGUCCAUAUGGCCUUAGACGUCAUGAUUGUGAGUGGAUCAGGGCAGCAGCAUGAAGGCUGCUUGCUGCUCACCUCAGAGGUGCUCUUUGUGGUCAGCAUCAGUGAAGACACGCAGCAGCAGGCAUUCCCCGUGACUGAAAUUGAUUGUCUGGAAGAUGACCAACAAAAAGACCUCCUGAAGGUGCAGCUAAAACAACAGAGGGUGCCUUCUGAUUUGGAGGCAGAUGGAGCUAGAGAGAGACUAUCAGAACAACAGUACAACCGCCUUGUGGAGUACAUCACAAAGACCUCUUAUCACCUCCCGCCCAGCACCACAACAGUGCCAGCACCGCAACCUGUGGCUACUGAACACCUUCCAACUAUACUGAAAACAUAUCAGUAUGUAGUUGAUCCAAAUUUUGCCCAAGUAUUCAUUAGCAAAUUCACCAUGGUGAAAAAUAAAGCCUUGAGGAAAGGGUUUCAUUAAUAAUUAUUUGUGGUGAGUAUAGUCAAACUUUACCAUUUCGAAAGUAAUGUUUUCUCUGCAGUAACCUACAUCAAGUAGAGAUGCAUAUAAUUUUUGAGGAGGUAGGAGAUGAUAACAAAGUUAAGCCCAAUAGCUUUUCUAAUCUUGACAACAUUCUUGCUCCCUAGCCAAAAUACUGGUGCUGGAAGGAACAUGUUCUAGCAAACAAAUAAAGCAAAAAGGAACAGCUUUGGAUGACGGCUCAGCCAAAAUCCUUUUUCUUUUCAAUAACCAAAAAUUGGAGAAUAAAGAAAAAUUACGUGCAUACAGACAUUUUUGCCACACACACAAAAUGUGUAUCAAUACCUACUAUAUCAUAUUUUAGGGUCUGCCAGUGUCUGUUAUAAACCAAGUUUAUAACUCAGCUGUAAAAACUUGCUCAAGGCUGAGCGUUUCCCCACACACACACACUCCCCCAACAUGCACGUCCUGAGGCAAAACAUUUUCCCCCACUAAAUCUGAAAAACUCGGUGUGGCUGGUUUAAGUUACUAGUGACAGCUGGGUUUUAGCACCACUUUAACCUUAAAAUAGCUUCCUUUAUUUGACUGAAGUCUUGCAGGACAUUAGUCCUUAAUGUAAACUAGUGCCUUUGUGUGGUUUGGAGAACAAAACAUGAACUACAACGUGAACUUAUUUUUAAAACUGUCUGUAAACAGGGACUUUAUUUUAUCCACCAUCAAAUCUUCAGAAGGACUUUCAAUGUAUAUAUGACAUUGUGCGUUGUCUGGUUGUUCGCUGGAAGCCAGUAACAUGCAGUUCAAAGAUUCAAGAAAUGGAGCUUAAGUUUCCUUAAAAUCUACCAAAAAUCCAUGAGCUCAAUGGAACGUAGAUGUGCAGGUGCGAAGAAAAGCCUUGGUGGGUCUUGCUUACUUCUGAUCUGCCUCCACUACAUAGUACGUGUUCACUUAAACCCUAGUUCAUUUUAAGCUUAUAGAUCAUCUUUGAACAGAUAAAACCAGGGAUAUUUAGGAACAUGACCUUUCAAAUGUUUGUGCUUAAGCAAAGUGAGAUUUUGGGGACCCACAGGCUCUGAUUACAGCUGUCAAUGCUGCCAUCACACUACGCUUAUGAAUAAGAUGUUAAACACAUCAAGACAGACGAGCUUUGCAAGUGUCUUAUUUUUCAGACAUUUCUGUUUGUAGUAGACAAGAAGGCACUGUCUCUGGGCACAUUCUGAUUACCUUAUAAACCAAAUCUGGCUAUGGUAGCUUUAUUUAAAAAAAACAAAAGCUUACUUGGUUUUCAGCUACGCGUGUUACUUUUCUCCUCUUCCUCUGUACUUACGGACAUGAAUUUUGUCUGGGGAUUCCUGAACAUGGUCAGCGUUGGAAACAAGAACUGGAACAAAAUCUGAUCAUUGUUUGGAGUAGAUCCAUAUGCUUUAUAGUCAAUAACUUCUAUGCAUACCUGAUAUGACCAACUGCACAGUAAAUAAGAAUGUAGUAACUGCAAUGUUUUUCUCAUGAGUUCUGUUGCGUUAGAAGGAUUUUCUAAAAGCCGUUUCUCUUGUGUACUGAAAAUACAGAAGCCUGAGAUCUGCAUUGUCCUUUCCUGAAUGUGAAAUAAGCCCAUCCAUUAUCAACAUUUCAUACAGUGAUUUAAUAACUUAGUUCUUGUUUAAAUAACACUAUUUAAAAAAUGUAUAUGUAGAUACAAACAUGUGUUUCAUUCCUGAAUAUUUUAUGGAAAUAGUUUAAUACUUCUAAUUUUGCAUAUUGGUGGAAAAAUUGUAAUAUAAUGAGAUUGUUUUAAGAUAAUAAAGCUAUUCCUAUAAUACUUGGUUUUGUGAGCUAUUUGGUCAUUCAGUUACACGGGAAUAAACAGGUCACUGUGUAGAACAGUGACAGGACAGACAUAGAAGCUUCGUGUAGACCCCAUUAGAUUCCGCUUGGUCACUGGACUUUCUCAUGUACCAGAAAAUGCAAUAGAUCGUGACAACACUUUGGAAGUAAAAACUGAUCAUUAGCCUGCCAAAAACACAUGUGCUGAAAAGUUUUAUGCUUUUGUGACCAACUGAAUCAAAACAGCACUGUAGUCACCAUUUCAGUCAGACUAAUCUGUUCAUUAUUUAUGUAGUAUGCAAACCAGCUGAGAGGAUGGAAACUCACCUGUAAGAAAUGAGGGAUGGCCACAGUUUAAUUUCUAAAAGGUUGUAGAUUGCAGUCAGUGUUUAAGAUACAUUUGUGUUUUUCCUGAAUUAUAUUCUCCUGGAGUAAACACUUGUUGAAAUUACACUCUUCUUCAGUGAAUCAAGCUAGCAUCUUUACGGCAUUAGGCAGGUUCUUUCUCCCCCUUCUGACCACAUGUAUGGGAAUGUGCGGAGACAGCAUAUAAAUCAGCCUCUCCUCCAUACGAGCUGCGUGAACUAUGAAAACAAAGUUGUCCAAAGAGCAGCUGCCUGUACUUAGCUGCUAAAGCACUCCAAUGUGUACUCUUAACACAUGCCUACUCUCAUAAUGCUCUCUAGGCCUGGAGCGCUCACACCUUCUAAUCUAUCACCUUUUUAGUUUACUUCCAGAACAAUCAAUCAUUCCUCAAACACUCAGGCGUAAAGUCAGCCAAAAAAUUUGAAGGCAUGGUCAGGCUUAUACAUGGCAAGACCCUUCCCAAAGUAAUGUAGGGCAAACAAUUUCUUUUUAUGUAUUAUUUCAUACCUAAAUAUAGCAAAAGCCUUUACAAACAGCUGGGAUGGUGUCACAGCAGACAAGCAUGCUUUUCAGCUCUGCAUCUCCUGGAAGCAGCACGUUAGACCCCAGAACAGGCAGCUGAUCAGAGUCGAACUCUCACAGGUCUGUCUUGUAUGCUAAGUCCUAUUCCGAACUGUAAGAAGGGCUCAGCUGAACCCUUGCUGGCAAAGGCAAAAAAAAAAAAAAGAAGCACUUGCUUUGCAUCCAUCAUGAAACCAGAAUAUUAUACAGAAAACAACAAUUACAAACUCUCAAUGCAGACAUAAAAGUUAGAAGUCACUUUUCUUCAUUGUUGAAUACAUCUAGCCGGAGCCAUCUCUGACCUCUGCUACAUGGUCAAGAAGCUGUCUUAUCUUCAGUCACAAAACUCAUUUCUUUAAAUCAGCACACGCUGGUACCUGAAGGAACAGAGACUGCAACAGUAGCUGCCCUUGGCUCAAACAGUUUAGAAGAAACUUGGAAUUUAGAAGUAAAUUAACUGGGAAGAAUACAGGGGCUAGAGCUGCAAGGGAAGUCAGGUCUAUUAGCCUGGCAGUAGCAAGUUUCUUGGCCUCUGAGGCUGUCAAUGUGACUACAGACCCUGGCUAUUUAAACCCUCAGCCAUGCCCCAGAAAAUGCUACUGGCAAGUACUUCCUGGCAUAGUGUUUAUACUGUACAUUGGGAAGAUAAAUGGGUAUCAUUUGCUAUCGUUAAGCUCUGGUUUCCCAUUCACCACUAACGUCAAAUUCUGUCUUUGCUCAAAGGAAGCACUUCCUGUAUGGAAAGUUUAAAGAAAACCCCACAUUGUUCUGUAACUAGUCUGGAUCAAGUACAUCAACUUGCGUGCUUUCAAUUAGUUUAUACGUUGCUCACAGGUACCUAUUAAAUAUUAAGUAGCUAAUGAUCCAGUUAAAAUAAUAAGUUACUCUAAACAGGAUUUGAACUGAAGACCUUCAAAUACAAGAUGGCUCAAUUUGUCAUGCUUCUUCACGCAAAGCCUUCCCUCCUUUCACACCAUCAGCUUUGACUCCUCCCCUAGAACCCACACUCAGCAAUCAAGAGCUACAACCCUAGGACCAUCUUCAACCUCAGCAAUAGGCAAUGCACAAAGCAUGUCCCAAGUGAUGGAUACCAUGGCAGAAGACAGAGCAUCAGGUCUUGACUACACAGAACACAGUAGAGAUCAAAACUGCUCAUCUGACUACUUCCAGAUACUAAGGAGAUUACACGUGUCUAGAGCAGUAUUCUCAAGUAAGUAUUUCUGACUUUGCCUGCUUUUACCCCCUUUCCUCUUGUACAUCAAAUACAUGUGAACAUACCUGCAGGUCCGAGUGAUUUUCCCAUUAGAGUAACAUGUUUUAUCCCAGCUGAAACCAAGACUCCUAUGUAAAAGUGGGCAUCAGAACAGUUCGUAAGUCUUGAUGUAAACCAUUUGCUGCUGUAAGGAAGACAAUACAGUGCUGGCAGCAGAAAAGGAGGCAGGUUGGCCAGUAUACUUCCAAGAAUUCCUCUCCAAAUCCUUUCAUGUCAAGGUCAGUUCACCUUGUGAAGCCA